AUCGCAUCGAUCACCAUUGGCCAACACGCAGCACAAACCGUGUGUGUAUUAGCUUUAGCCGUGCGGGGAUGAAUUUUCUAACGUCCACAUAAUCCAUAGUCCCAAGAAAAUGACAGACUACGCAGAGGAGCAAAGGAACGAACUUGAAGCCAUAGAGUCAAUCUACCCGGACUCGUUCACAGUGCUUUCAGAAGAUCCCACCAGCUUCACCAUCACUGUCACAUCAGACGCCGAUGAAAAUGGUGAACUGGUGGAGGCAACCCUGAAGUUCACAUAUGUAGAAAAAUACCCCGAUGAGCCUCCACUGUGGGAGAUCCACUCCCAGGAGAACCUGGAGGACAGUGAUGGGGAGGACAUCCUGGCUCUACUGCAACAACAGGCGGAAGAAAACCUGGGCAUGGUGAUGAUUUUCACCUUGGUGACAGCUGUUCAGGAAAAACUCAACGAAAUCGUGGAUUUGAUGAAAAAUAGACAAGAAGAGGAGAAGCGGCAGAAAGAGAUGGAAGCAGAGGAGGCAGAGAAGGUUGCGUUCCAGGGCACAGUGGUAACCAUUGAAAACUUCUUGGCAUGGAAGGCCACAUUUGAAAUGGAGAUGUCAGAACUGAGGAAGAAAAAACAAAAGGAGGAGGAACAGGCAGGAAAAACCAAACUCACCGGUAAACAGCUGUUUGAAACAGACCACAACCUGGACACAUCAGACAUUCAGUUCCUUGAAGACACUGGAAACAAUGUGGAAGUGGAUGAGUCGUUGUUCCAGGACAUCGAGGACUUGGACUUGGAUGAAGACGACCCGGACUUUGACCCGUUGGAGAUGGGCAGUGAUGAGGACUAAAGCAGGUGUGUGGACCUGAGGACUGACAAAACCGUGUUGCUCUUCUCUGGACACAUGAAGAAGAUCCAACAGCUGCAUUUAUUUUUUUUUUAAAGACUCUUACAGCAGUUGAAGAAAUCUUCAUUGUUCAAAGAAAAAACACCCACCUAUUUACACCUUUUGAGUGUUCAUUUCUGUGCCUGAAUGAUAACCGUCUGAUGUUGAGGACACCCUGGCAACCGGCUCCUUAUAUGGCCAGAAGAGGGCAGUAAAGUACCGAGCAUGAUCGUGGAAUGAAGGGAAAUUUUCAAUACCCUCAUAUAUUCAUAUUGUAAAACCACCAUACGAUUAAAUCCAUCUCUUAUUUAGACAUAAAGAAGUGUUGACAUCAAAAUUCAUCCUCAACUUUCAAUAUUAAAAGCUCUCACAGAA
Molecule: messenger RNA, 1243 nt
Organism: Solea solea (common sole)
Lineage: Eukaryota; Metazoa; Chordata; Actinopteri; Pleuronectiformes; Soleidae
Gene: rwdd1
Product: RWD domain containing 1
Exons: 7
Coding region: 110-832 (240 amino acids)
Biological process (GO): cytoplasmic translation
Molecular function (GO): protein binding
Source: RefSeq, a predicted model, not a curated record